Messenger RNA from Varanus komodoensis (Komodo dragon), 2785 nucleotides. RefSeq names its product nuclear RNA export factor 1 (gene NXF1). The transcript has 21 exons. The record is from RefSeq and is a predicted model, not a curated record. Gene Ontology annotation, cellular component: nucleus; cytoplasm. NCBI's taxonomy places the organism in Eukaryota, Metazoa, Chordata, Lepidosauria, Squamata, Varanidae. The coding region runs from base 107 to 1993 and encodes 628 amino acids. Gene Ontology annotation, molecular function: RNA binding; protein binding. Gene Ontology annotation, biological process: poly(A)+ mRNA export from nucleus.
CGGGCGGCGUGAGCGGCUCGGCGCGGCCCUGUCCAGCCGGAGAGGCGCGGCUCGGCGCCAGGCCUCGUCUUCCGCGCGCGGCGCUCCGGGAGACGCGCUUCCUCCCAUGGCCGACGGCGGGAAGGGAGGCUACAGCGAACAUGAUGAUCGUGUGGGUGGAGGUGGCGGCGGCAACAGGGGCUUCCCUGGUCGGAGGAGAAAAGGCCGGGGGCCCUUCCGAGGAAAGAUGUACAGCGAGAUGAACCAUCACCAGCGGAGUUGGACCAAUGCAGGCCCCAGUCCUUGCAGCUGCCCGGAGGAGGAGGAUGGAGAUGUUCUAAUGAGCGAUCCUCAUGAUGCACUUCGAUCCCGCUACACUCCUUAUGGCUCACGUCCAAACCGACCAGAACGGGAUCGGGGUGGUCUAAACAGUCUAAACCUCACUGUAAGACGGAAUCUGAAUAUCGCAGAACGGACCACCCCCAGAAGCAGCGCCCCCAAGAAGUCCUGGUUUAGGGCCACGAUUCCUUAUGGAAGGAAAUACGAAAAAGCCUGGCUUAUUAGUGCUAUUCAGAAUUUGUGCACCGUCCCCUUCAACCCAGUGGAGCUUCACUAUGCCAACAAUCGAGUAAUGUUCUAUGUGGAGGACUCUGCUACAGCCAACGCCCUAAGGCAGGUGUCCCGCAAGAUCGUUGCCCCAGAUGGCUACAAGGUGGUGAUACUGCUCAACCCAUGCAGCCCGCCCCCAACCGUCCAGCGUGAGCUGAAGCCGGAAGAGAUUGAGCAGCUGAAGCAAUGCAUGAGUAAAAGAUACGAUCCUUCCCAGCAGGGCUUGGACCUGAAAAACAUACACACGGAUCCUGAUCUGGUGGCAACAAACAUAGACAUGGUGUUGAGCCGCCGAAGCUGCAUGCUGGCUGUUCUGCAGAUUAUCCAGGAGAACAUUCCAGAGCUUCUUUCCCUAAAUCUGAGCGACAACAAACUCUAUCGGCUGGAUGAUUUAGCUGAGCUGCCCCAGAAGGCUCCUAACCUGAAAAUCCUCAAUUUGUCCUCGAACCAGCUGAAGACAGAGCGCGAGUUGGACAGGCUGAAAGGCUUGAAGUUGGAGGAGCUCUGGCUAGACAGCAACCCAAUGUGUGACAACUUCCGGGACCAGUCCACCUACAUCAGCGCCAUCCGCGAACGGUUCCCGAAGCUGCUGAGGCUGGACGGUCACGAGCUCCCCCCUCCCAUCUCGUUCGAUGUCGAAGCGCCCACCACGCUGCCCCCCAGCAAGGGCAGCUACUUUUGCUCGGAAGGCUUGAAGGCGCUGAUUGUGCAAUUCCUGCAGCAAUACUACACCAUCUACGACUCCGGGAACCGGCAGGGACUCUUGGAUGCCUACCACGAUGGCGCCUGCUGCUCUCUGAGCAUCCCCUUCUCAUUGCACAACCCUUCCAGGAGUAGCUUGGCCGAGUACUUCAAGAACAGCCGGAAUGUGAAGAAGCUCAAGGAUCCAACCAUGCGCUUCCGGCUGCUCAAGCACACGAAGCUGAAUGUGGUCGCAUUCCUCAGCGAGCUGCCCAAGACCCAGCACGACAUAAACUCCUUCGUGGUGGACGUCUGUGCCCAGACGAACACCCUGCUGUGCUUCACGCUCAACGGAAUCUUCAAAGAAGUGGAUGGCAAGUGUCGGGACUCGGUGCGAGCCUUUGUCCGGGUGUUCAUUGCCGUGCCUGUUGGCCACAAUGGGCUGUGCAUCGUGAACGACCAGCUGUUCAUCCGCAAGGCCACCAACAUGGAAAUCCGCAAAGCCUUCGUCAUGCCGGCACCCACGCCCUCCUCCAGUCCCGUGCCCACGCUCACAGCGGAGCAGCAGGAAAUGCUACAGAACUUCUCGCUGCAGUCAGGCAUGAACCUGGAGUGGUCCCAGAAGUGCCUCUUGGACAACGAUUGGAAUUACGCCAAGGCAGCCCAUGCCUACACCCAGCUCAAGGCCGAGCAGAAGAUCCCAGAAGUGGCUUUCAUUCACUGAGCAUUUUGGCUCCCUCGCCCUGACCAAAACCAACCAAGCUACAUUUUAUCUUUGGGGGAACUGUUUUGUAAAUAAAAUUUUGCCAUAUAAAUUAAGAGACUCUCACUUGCUGCGAAGCCUACAGCCGUGCCUUUCACCAUCGGGGUGGAGGCAAAGCCCACGGCAGAUACUGUGACAGAAGGGCCACCUCCUCCCUGUGGCAGCAGAAGAUGUCGGGGCCCUGUUGCUCUGUAGGCUGUUUGUUUUUAGAGGACAAAGUUGACCAUGUGGCCGUGUAGAGGCCCCUGAGGAAAGGCUCUUUGUGUUUCUUCACCACAACCCUUCUUAUUUGGGAAAUCUGACUUUUGGCAUCCUCCGGCCUGUGUUUUGUUUCUGUAGCCGCCGUCUCAGGAGUGAAGCUUUGAAUAUGUGCAAAGUAGAACAAGGUCUUACUACAGACUUUAUAACUGAAGUGGGCAGAAGGGACUUCCAACCUUUUAAGCUGGGAAGAGGGGCACUGCCGUCCCCUUUUGGUGCAUUCUAGCUUUCUGUUGCCGUGCCAGAGGCAUUGUUUCCUAGUUUUAGGUUACCUCAGAGGGUUUUAAGUUUGGAGUACAGGGCCUCGGGUGGCUGGUCUGUAAAACAUGGCCCUCGUGGAACAGUCUUUAAUCUUCUUCUCAGUUCCUGGGGUAGCUGUUGCUCAUCACGGAAGUUCAUGAGGCUGGCACGCUCAGCAAGCUGCAGCUUCUGUGUUUCUGUUCCACCUCUAGUUCUUGAAAACACUGUGCUUAGUAAAAUUAUUAUUAAAACCUU